AUGGCUACAGAAAAUCAAGGAGCAUUAUGUUGGGGCGAGCGCCUUACUGCAAGACCGUUAUCACUUCUGGGUGAAAAUGACACAACCGCCAACAGCCCCAAUAGCAAUGUGGGAAACUAUAUAGUUCGUACGGCAGCAGGCCGCUGUCCGUUUGGAGCUCAAUCUGAUGAGUUCAUGCGUGACAAAUUUCUGUUCAAUCUUAAUGAAUCAUUCAGCCAUUCUUGCGAGAAUAUUUUCUAUAGGAAUAGUCAAAGAAAGCCAGAGGACCCUCCAUUCACAUACCCUAGGCUUUGUUGUCACUCAAGCUUUGUCCUAUGAGGCAGCACAGAACACAAGUAAAAUGCUCCAACAUUGGACAACUGAAGAGCAAGUCCUCCAGGAAGUAGCAUCCAGGGAUCUACCCAAGUUAUUAGCAAGGCCGGCCAUGCCGAAUAUGAAUUUAAAGCCUUGUUGGUACUGUGACAACAAGCAAAGUCACCCUCGUGAGUUAUGCCGAAAAAUUGGCCACAUUCCCAAAGUGUGCAUGCAGGCAGCCAAGGAUAGGAAGAUCAAACAGGAACAAGUCAGGUUGCUCAACCAAGACCCACCUCGCCAUCGUUUGGAAGAAGCAGUUCAGCAUGAGCAGUGUUUUUUCAUUUCAAACCAGAAGCAGCCUGGACAGAUCUCAACCCGCCACGCCGCACCAGAAACCAGGCGGAAACAGUUAAGCCUAGUUCUCAUUCAUCGCAAACCGUCGGCGAUGGGAGCUUUGCGACGUCGGCGACCGCUUGCCAUUUAUGAGAACACAUCAAAAAUUAUAUCGCCGAUUGUCCGUAAUCGUCGCCGACCAUCGGCGAUGACAUCGCAGGAAACAAAAAAGUUUGUUUCUUGCGACCAUCCCCGACUGCCACCUGCUUGAAAAAUCUAUGAGAAAUGAGUAAAAGUUGUUUUUUCCUCUACAAGCAAGGAAAUAAUCAAUUGAAGUUUGACAGAAAUAAUGAACUUUACGUUGAAUGGGGCCAUUUUGUAGGAAAUUUGGGAAAUUUCGAAACACAUCGGCUGUCAUCUGCGACGAUCACCGAUGUAUGAGAACUUUCGUGCAUUCGCGCUCGGCGAGUAUCAGCGAUAAGCGUCGCCGAUCGUCAGUGACAGUUUGCGAUGAAUGAGAACUAGGCUUUACUUUGUACUGCUGACUCUAUCAAGACCACAAUCUGGCCAGCCUGAUGAUUCUAUAAAAGUCCCUUUUCAAAUUGAUUCAGCUGCAUCUUGUAAUACCCUUCCUGCGAAGUACCAAAAGGGUUAAUAAAUCAGACAUUCGAACCUAUCAGAAAUUGGGAGGUUGAAAAAAUUAACUGUCAUUUUUCAAAAAUUUCUAUUUUGCCCCAAGUGUUGGAAUUUUGUGGCAACUUUAAAUACUUUUGUUAAACUUUCUUUUUAAAAGGAUGAAUACUACUUAACUUAUGUUCUUCAUUGACAAUGCUAAAUUAUACUGCUGAUAAGCACACAUUCAUUUCUAAAUAAUGAAAAAGUUUCCAUUUUUAUUAAACUGAUACUCUUAAUUAUAAUGGCGCCAGUCAUUCUGAAAAAUCAGUUGGAAGUUCAAAUUUAAUCUAGAAUAUAAAUCGGGAUAGCAAUUGGAACAACAUAAUAAAUACCCAACUGCAGUUCAUAUACAUAUAAACAUUGCAAAAUUUUUAGCAGAAUCAAUCGAAUUAAUUAAGAAGGUCGAGGGUCACUUCACUCCAAAAAAGUGAAUGGGAUUUUUUUGAUUAUCAAAAUUGAAAAUAAACGUAGUGGGUUUGUUUGUUUGUUUGUUUGUUUGUUUGUUUGUUUGUUUGUUUGUUUGUUUGUUUGUUUGUUUGUUUGUUUGUUUGUUUGUUUGUUUGUUUGUUUGUUUGUUGUUUGUUGUUUGUUGUUUGUUGUUUGUUGUUUGUUGUUUGUUGUUUGUUGUUUGUUGUUUGUUGUUUGUUGUUUGUUGUUUGUUGUUUGUUGUUUGUUGUUUGUUGUUUGUUGUUUGUUGUUUGUUGUUUGUUGUUUGUUGUUUGUUUGUUGUUUGUUUGUUGUUUGUUUGUUUGUUUGUUUGUUUGUUUGUUGUUGUUUGUUGUUGUUUGUUGUUGUUGUUUGUUUGUUUGUUUGUUUGUUUGUUUGUUUGUCUGUCUGUUUGUUUGUCUGUCUGUCUGUCUGUCUGUCUGUCUGUCUGUCUGCUUGCUUGCUUGCUUGCUUGUUUGUUUGUUUGUUUGUUUGUUUGUUUGUUUGUUUGUUUGUUUGUUUGUUUGUUUGUUUGUUUGUUUGUUUGUUUGUUUGUUUGUUUGUUUGUUUGUUUGUUUGUUUGUUUGUUUGUUUGUUUAGAUAAUGAAUUUAUGGAACCUUUGCUCGUUUUUUCCGACUGCGUGCAUGUGUAAAAAAUCAAUAUUUUUCUAUUUCUUAUAGAUAUAAAUGAAUGUUUGAAUCCGAACACAUGUCAUAAUUCUGCAACAUGUACCAAUACUGUUGGAUCAUUUACAUGUCAAUGUAAUUCUGGAUAUUCUGGCGAUGGAUUUAGUUGUGUCGGUAAGUAAUACGAAAAUUGAAUUUCAAUAUAAAUUUCAACACGCGCAACUACUUGAACAAUUCGAUAUUAUCCGAAAGGGAGUUUAUGAUUAUAUAGCUGUAACAAAGAACGCGCUGCCAUAAUUCAUAGUUGGGCUUGUAGUUAAAUCAUUGGCAAAGCUAAGAAAUAAAUAAAAUAAACCGCUCAAAAAAAAUUCCCUAUGGAUUCAGAAUUAUGUUUUUUAAACAAAAAGUCUUUAUGCUUUAUUGUAAAGAGUAUUAUGGAAAUACAUAAUGAUUCUUUUAGUCGAAGGAGGUUGUAAUUUAGUUUUUGUUUAUUCAUUUAUUCGGUGCAGUAAACGGUUUAAUAAAUGUGUGUGACACUGACCACUAACGACGAGGCGUAACCAUGUCUACCACUAUAGUAUCUGCAAGUGUACUUAUACAUCUCAAAUUCAUUAAUCAAAUUCAUGAGUAAAUUAGCCAACCAUAUUGCUUUAUCUUGCUCACAUGAUAAUACUGGAUACCUGCUGAAAUACUGUAUAUUCAUUCUGUCCCAGGACUGGAUCAAAAUUAAUUCAGUCCUUGGACUGGAUCAGAAGUAAUUAAGUAUUCGUAUGAGAUGUCAUUUCAAAUCCUCCAAUUCGGACUGGACUAGAUUUCAAGUCCCCGCGUUUUGAUCCAGUCCUCGGUUUCGCCUCGGACGUGACUUGAAAUCCAAUCCAGCCUUCACAGUCGGAUUUGAAAUAUUACUUAAAAUUUACAAGAAAUUUAGAAUAUAUAAUUAAUUUCAUCGUCAACAGAUAUCAACCAAUGUUUGACCAAUCCUUGUGAUCCAAAUGCUUCGUGUGGGAAUACUCCUGGUUCAUUCACGUGCACUUGUAACUCUGGCUAUGCUGGAAAUGGACUUACUUGUUGGAGUAAGUAGCCAAAUCACAACUCGUAAAAACACUUAUAGGCCAUGUGUAUAUAACUUUAUAAAUACUAAUUAAUUGAAUAAUAACUUUUGCAAGGUCCUCUGUAGCUGCGAACGUAGCUGAUCUUGACAGGAUGAACAGCAGUUACACUAUAAGAGUUACUACUGACAACUAUAUUGAUUUCUUGACGAGAACUCAUUGUGCAUGGGAACUAGCACAGAAGCUGAAUUAGCACAGAAGCACACUUAAGAGAGUCUUAGUUAAGAUAUACAUAUAGAAUAAACAUAUAGUAGGCCUAUAAUUAGGAAACUAAUAUCAGAGUUGUAAAGGUAAAUUAGUCUUGUCUAAGUAUAGGUAAUAUUAGUAAGCACAAUAUCUCGUGCAAUGUGUCAUGACAAGUGAGCUGAAUAAUGUGAAUGUAAGUUCUCUUUCACGAAUCAGCCAGAAUCAUGGCCACAGUUAAUGCGGAGAGACUUUAAUGUUGACCAGGACUUUGAAAACUUUGGAAAUAUAUUAAAUUUGAAAAUAAAUUGUACGCCUGGAAAAUACUUAAAACAUUAAGUGCAUUACUUUAAUGUAAAAAAAUUAUUUUAAUUAGAAUUAGUGCUUUCUGAUGAUAAUUAUAUUCAUGAAGAAUGUCUUUGACGGGUCAUGAAAAAACACGAUUACUCUAGGUUAAUUCAGAAUUUCUUGGUGUAAUGAGUUUGUUAUAAUUUCAGAUAUCAAUGAAUGUGUAACGUUGAGUCCUUGUAGUCCAGAUGCAACUUGCCAAGACACCCCUGGUUCAUUUACAUGUACCUGUAACGUUGGUUUCACUGGAAAUGGACUUAAUUGUUCUGGUAAGUUGUUGUUUUGUUUCACAUGGGAAGAAAUUGACGAAUCAGGAACAGCGGUAAUCCCCAGUUAGUCAGAAGACAUUUCCUUGGGGCUUAAGGAGAUUUUAAUGUUGGAGAGAAGAGCUUCAUAGAGAGAAAAGUUUAUUUGUUUGGUCGAAAAUGCAGUAAAGUGCACGAGUGACGUAAUCUUGAAGGUCUGUGCCAAUGUUAUAGUAGCGAUGUCAAAAGACAGCUGCGUGAGAAUUGAGAAGGUUACAAUUUGAUCAGAACUUCGACGUUUCGAGCGAAGGCUCUUCUUCAGGAAGUUAGAGUGUUGAUCGGGAAAAUUACAUGUGUUUUUAUACUAGGCAAUAUAUAAGUGAUCACGUCACAAUAAAUAUCACCUUAUUCCAGACUUGUUUGUGCGAUGUUACUCAGAGUGUAUAUCCACACCGGGGAGGCUUGAAAAACAUGCCCGGCCACGGCGGGAUUCGAACCUACGACCUUUGGAAUACUAGCCCAAUGCUCCUCCAACUGAGCUACGCGGAUCUAUUCUUCUUAUUCACCUUUUCUUCUUAUUCACCUGAGUACAUUACACCAACACAGCAGAUUUCAUGAUUAUUCCAGACUUGUUUCAUAUAUCAUUUGUAGUUUUCCGUAUAUUUGUAUUAAUAUAUUUUGUAAUGUGAUUUAAAUAUUUGUCUACACUUUGUUUGGACUAAAUCCAUCUGAUUGUUUUUUUGUCACGUGCAGCAUGAUCGCUUUCAUAUUUAGUAGUUUACUAGUAUAAAAGCUCUUUUCCUAUCCAUGCUACUAACUUCUCAACGAAGUGUCUUCGCUCGAAACAUCGAAGUUCUGCUUAUAUUUUUCAGCUAGUUGUAUCUCUCUCAAUUUGCUGCAGUAACAAUGAACUGUUUCAGGGCAUUUAAUAAAUAUAAUCAAUACGGCAUGUUUUUCUUUCAUGUAAGGAAAUAAGACCCCUAUCUUAAUACAGGGUUCUUAGUAUGAAGUGUUUUUAAGUUGUAAUUACAAGUUACUUUUAGUUUUUGUUGGAAGUGUUCACUAUUUUAUCUUUACAUUUCACUUUCUUUUUAGAUAUCAAUGAAUGUCUUACUACUCCUUGUGAUACAAAUGCUCAAUGUACAAACACGCGUGGCUCUUUCUUGUGUCAAUGUAACUCUGGAUUUGCGGGGAAUGGAUUCACUUGCGUCA
Messenger RNA from Paramuricea clavata, 5452 nucleotides. The record is from the annotation of a GenBank genome assembly. Lineage: Eukaryota; Metazoa; Cnidaria; Anthozoa; Malacalcyonacea; Plexauridae.